This is a messenger RNA of Rhineura floridana, 1026 nucleotides long. Its product is annotated as mas-related G-protein coupled receptor member H-like. The record is from RefSeq and is a predicted model, not a curated record. Lineage: Eukaryota; Metazoa; Chordata; Lepidosauria; Squamata; Rhineuridae. Gene Ontology annotation, biological process: G protein-coupled receptor signaling pathway. Bases 1 to 1026 code for a protein of 341 amino acids. Gene Ontology annotation, cellular component: membrane. The transcript has 2 exons. Gene Ontology annotation, molecular function: G protein-coupled receptor activity.
AUGGCCUUUGAAACACCUCCAAGAGUAUCUACACCAGAAGAAGCACAAAAGCAAAGGCUGGGCACCAUGACCGCUUUCAGCCCAAUUUCCUUGUCCCCUUUGGAUGCUGGAAAGGAAUAUUAUGGGACAUACAGCGAAACUGAGUCCCCAAACAAUAGCCACAGUAAUGAUUAUCCAGGAUUGAUUAGAGAUAAUGCGUUGGAAGUAUAUAUUUUGACUGCCUUUAUAAUUUCAACCUGCAUAUUUGGACUUUUGGGGAAUGGCGUUGUCAUCUGCCUGCUUGGCUUCUGCAUCAAGAGGAAUCAGUUCAGCACUUACAUCCUGAACCUCUCCAUUGCUGACUUUGGUUCGCUCACAGCUAACUUGUACACAUGCUGGAUUGGAUCACACUUGUACAAGCCCUUUCUGUGUAUACUAUUUGCCAAUGUCUUCCUGUUCAUGUACAAUGCUAGUCAAUGCCUACUGACAGCCAUCAGCAUCGACAGGUGCGUGUCUGUCCUCUUCCCAUUUUGGUACCGAUGGCACCGGCCAGCCCGUUUGUCCAGCGUUUUGUGUGCCUUAAUAUGGGGACUUUCUUUCCUUCUCAGUGCAAUUCACUUCACUCUGUACAUGGAUUAUACCAUACAAGCCAUCCAGUAUGCCAUGAAUGUCUUCCUUUUCCUCCCACUUAUGUCUGCCUCAACUCUGGUUCUGCUCACCAAUGUUUGCUCAAAAUUGCAACAGCGCAAGAGGGGAAAGCUUCUCAUAGUAAUCUUGCUUACUCUCCUCUUCAUCAUUUUUGCUUUUCCACUGAAUGCCUUUUACAUCACCAUUUAUAUUUUUAAUUCACAUCCUUCCUACAACAUACGUUAUGGCUUCCUCUGUGCCUCGUUGAACAGCAGCAUUAACCCUUUGAUCUAUUUCCUGGUUGGGAGGCAGAACAGAGAAAGACCUACAAAGUGUGUGAAAGCCAUACUCCAGAAUGUUUUCAUAGAAGAGGAAAACUCUACAGAGGAAGUGGAGAUCUCUGUUGAAACUCAGUUAUAA